Messenger RNA from Neltuma alba, 1080 nucleotides. RefSeq lists its product as uncharacterized. The coding region runs from base 191 to 727 and encodes 178 amino acids. The transcript has a single exon. Lineage: Eukaryota; Viridiplantae; Streptophyta; Magnoliopsida; Fabales; Fabaceae. The record is from RefSeq and is a predicted model, not a curated record.
UCGCACCUCCCAGCGGUCUGCCUCGAAUUGGAUUCGCAGUUUCCCAGCAAGUUCCUUGCUCCGUGACCAAAAGGAAAAGAGAUUCAAAACAUGUUCUUAUUUAAGGCUACGAACCCCUUCUUCUUCCUCAUCCUCAACAGAACUACAGCUCGCUUCGCAAGUUCUUCUUCACUUGCUUUCCGGGCAAACAAUGGAAAUCCCUGAAGGGACUUCAUCACAGCGUCAUGUCGUCGUCAAUGUCAACCUGGAAACUCGACUUCACCAUAUCCUCCCCUGCUUCGGUCUCAUCAGCUUGGUUACGAGCAGCAGCGCCCGAAUUUACAGAUCAUACUCCAACCACGAAAUUCCAACCGUAUCCUUCGUCAUCUUCGUCGGCUUUGUUGCCUUCUUGUUGUACUACUGCUUCGAAUUGAAUCAGCGGAUACCUCCAUGGAAGAAAUCUUCAAAGAAGCAUAAGCUCCAAAUAGGUAUAUGGUUGUUUUUGAGUGCCCUAAUGGUUGGGUUUUGCUUUAAGUUUUCGAAAUUGACAGGAUCCUCUGCAUCUCUUUCCUUCUUAAUGGUUGUAACUGGUGCGAACAUGCUUGUUCUCCAUCUCUACUCGAUCUGGGGAGAUUACAAUGUAAGAAAUCGCUCGGUGACAACUAGCAGGACUAAAAGUGUUAGGGUAAACGAGAGAACCAGUGAGAUGGGAAGGAGUGAAUCAGCAUUAGUAUAUGAAAGAGUCUAACAAGUGUUUGUUAAAUUGAUGAGAGUGAGAUGGUGAGAUCAUAUAUUUUAUUUGCUACCUUUUCCCAUAUCUAUCUUAGAAUUCUCAAUUAUCCUACAAGCUACCCGUAACAACUCGACUCUUCUUUUUCUUGUGAAUCAAAUGGUAACAACUCUGGAAGUGGCUAGACAUGCCUGGUUAGUUUCAGUCUAUCAUCACCAACCAUCUAUCAUGUAAGGGAUGGAAUAAUAACAGCAUCAUCCCGGAGCGAUCACUCACAUACAGAGCAGGGAGUGGAAGGCUUAGUUCUAUAAAAGUGAUUGAUUAUUGAUAAUUUCGGUUUUGCUAAUCUCAGCACGCAAGUUGAUGUCAUU